Messenger RNA from Tremella mesenterica DSM 1558, 3522 nucleotides. RefSeq lists its product as uncharacterized. The coding region runs from base 1 to 3522 and encodes 1173 amino acids. The record is from RefSeq and is a predicted model, not a curated record. Gene Ontology annotation, cellular component: mitochondrion. The transcript has 15 exons. Lineage: Eukaryota; Fungi; Basidiomycota; Tremellomycetes; Tremellales; Tremellaceae. Gene Ontology annotation, biological process: positive regulation of translation. Gene Ontology annotation, molecular function: GTP binding; GTPase activity; protein binding.
AUGGAUCAAUUCCCGCCUGAAAGAAUACGUAAUCUGUCCAUCAUCGCUCAUAUCGAUCAUGGCAAAUCCACUCUGGCCGACAGGCUCUUACAGAUGACUGGAACUGUACCCGAGAACUCCUCACCUCAGUUCCUCGACAAGCUCAAAGUAGAAAGAGACAGAGGUAUAACCGUCAAAGCGCAGACGGUCUCCAUCGUGCACACCCAUACCGACGGUCAGAAGUAUCUCAUCAAUCUUAUCGAUACACCAGGCCAUGUGGACUUUUCCUACGAGGUUUCCAGGAGUUUGGGUGCGUGCGAGGGAGGUCUUCUACUAGUGGACUGUUCCCAGGGCAUACAAGCUCAGACACUUUCGGUAUUCCACGUAGCUCAAGAAGCCAAUCUCAAGCUUCUACCAGUAUUGAAUAAAGUGGACCUACCUCAUGCCUCUCCCGAGGAGACCUCUGCUCAGAUCGAAUCGACUUUAGGACUGCCACUGGAUUCUCACAUGCGAAUCAGUGCCAAGAAAGGCCUAGGGGUUGAUGAAGUACUUCGUAGAGUGAUUGAAGAUCUUCCACCACCGCGAAAAUGGAAAGAUCAAGAUGGUAAACUCCGAGGUCUGGUAUUCGAUACUUUCUAUGAUCACUUUCGAGGUGUCGUCUCCCUCGUUAGGGUGUUUUCCGGGUUAGUGAGAAAGGGAGACAAGAUCAAGUUGCUGCAAGCGGAUAGAAAAUACGACGUUAUCGAGGUGGGCGUGUAUAACCCUGAAGAGGUACCAGUGGACGUAUUGCUCGAGGGUCAAGUAGGAUAUGUGGUCUGUAAUAUGAAGAACUCUGAGGAUGCGUUCAUUGGCGAUACCAUGUGUUUAGCGGAUAAGCCCGUUGAGCCUUUGCCCGGGUCCAAACCAAUGAAAGCGAUGGUGUAUGCAGGUGUCUUCCCUAUCGACAGUAGCGAGUUUGGUAGAUUAGAAGAGGCCAUUGCCAGGCUUACACUCAACGACAGAAGUGUCUCGGUCCAGCGUGAAUCCUCUGCUGCUCUGUCUCAAGGUUUCAGACUGGGAUUCCUCGGAACGCUCCAUAUGGACGUUUUUCGACAACGUCUGGAAGAUGAAUAUGACUCCAGUGUCAUCAUAACGGCCCCAACAGUCCCAUACAAAGUCAUAUACAAGGAUGGUAGGGAGGAAUAUAUCUCGAAUCCCGCCGCCUUUCCAGAUACAACUGACCCAAAAUGCCGAGUUGCAGGAAUUGAAGAACCCAUGGUACAUUCCACCAUCUUCGCCCCGACCAAUUACAUCGGUGAGAUGAUGGAUCUAGCGUCGCGAUAUCGAGGCACUCAACUGGAGUACAAAGUACUAGAUAACACCGACCGAGCACUUUUGCGAUAUUCUUUUCCCUUGGCGGAAAUUGUCACAGACUUCUUCUCCGAGCUCAAAAGUGCCAGUUCUGGAUUCGCUUCUUUCGACUACGAGGAAGCAGCAUAUGAACAAUCUGACUUGGUCAAACUGAACAUCUUGCUCAACGGUAAACCUGUGGAUGCGUUGGCAAUGAUCGUCCAUCGUUCUGCCGCACCAUCUAUAGGGAGGUCAUGGUGCAAAAAGCUCCGCGAAGUCCUCCCUCGACAGCUGUUUGAGCUCGCCAUCCAAGCGGCCAUCGGCUCCCGUGUCAUUGCCCGUGAGACUCUCUCAGCGAUGCGAAAAGACGUCACCGCGGGUUUGUACGGCGGACACUACGAUCGAAAACUGAAACAUCUCAACAAGCAGAAAGAAGGCAAAAGACGAUUGAAGCGUUUGGCUGGGAACAUUGAUAUUCCCCAAUCGGCAUUCUUCGACGUUCUCAGUUCUCGACCACGAGCAUAUACGACUAUGUCUCGACGUGUCAUGCAAGACGAUCCGAUACUUUCCCUCCUUCCUUCUGUCGAAGCUUCCGAGGUGGUCUCUUCCAUAAUAUCUCCCAUGAGGAUUCCCCCUCCUAUAUCAGGACACGUCAUCGCACCUCUCAAUCGGUCAUUGGGACUGUCUGCUAUCCAUCGACUCAUAUCAGACCCCAAUGUCUCUGCAGAGGAGAUUCACGAGGCUUACCUCGAUCUGCACACUUCAUCACAUGAAGGACAACCAUUUACACCUUCCGAGCUCCGCGCCAUCUUCCACGCUUUGUCAAGAACCGGCAGGAAAAGUCUUUACCGCCGACAACAAGUGGAACGAUUGCAUAGUAUCACCGAUGAAUUGACGGAAUUACUUGGCUCCUCUCAGGAUUUAGGCAAUGGAUUAGCUUUGUCUAUCUUGUGUUCAGUCCGUGACCGACGAAAAGUCUCCCCCGCUGUGUUAUCACGAGCGGAAGCGACCUUCAAGUCACUCUUUCCUCAAUCUCCCCUUCCAACCGAUGCCAGAUCGCAAGAAUUCGUGAAAAGUGUCAAUCAUCUCUUAUAUCUCUGCGCGCUUGCUGGUGAUGAGAAGAAGUUUGAUUAUUGGUCCAAAAUUCGAGAAUCAGUCUCGGAACUCGAUGGCGAUAGUUGGAUGGUUCUCUCUAGACUUGUCUUAUUUCGUAAUACAAACCAAUCUAAUCGAAUCAUUCCGACGGUGAAUGAUACUCUUAAUCAAAUCGAGGAUCCGCAGGACAUGAUGGUCAUCAUCAAUUACGCAUUAUGGUCUUCAUGUCUCGACGAAAACUUUGAAGUGGUGAUUAAAGCGUAUGAAACACUCGUACCUACCACUCAACUUCCUUUCCCCCAUCCUCACCCUCAUCAAGGUUCGAAGGAGAUAAACGAAACAUAUCUUUCUAUCCCACCUGACAUCUUGCCAACCAGAGAAACGUUCUCUCUUCUCAUCAACGCCUUCUCAUAUCAUGGUCAUCUAGCAUGUGCUCUAACGGUCAUGCGUGACAUGUUGGCACAAGAGAUAUCUCCGGGCGUAGGGGAAUAUAUGUCUCUCAUCAGAGGUUUUGCGAAAUACGUUGUGAUUCCUAAUGUUGAACCUGGUCAAGCUAGAAUCGGAUUUCCUCGUUGGAUCACACAUACUGAUAAAGGUGAUAUCACAAGUAUAUGGGAACGAGCUAUUUCAUCACGUCUAAACCUCAACCUCGAUCAAUCACCAUUCGACUUCCAUUCGGGGAAACAUCCUCUUUUUCAACAACAUCCACAUAAUCCCUUGAAAGUGAGCAAGCAAAUAGACUCACUCGAAUCGGUUCCAGCUGAAAGCGAUUCAGCCGUUGGGGAAGAUAUGCAAGAAAGAUAUGAUAGAUCCGGGGGAGUGAUGAGACGAAAUGGAAAGAAAGAAAAAUGGACUAAAGAUAUACUCGAAGAUAUUUUCGAAGGACUUCUUGCUCUCAUUCCAAUUAAAAAAGGUAGUAGAUCUCUUAGUCCUGGACAAAUAUAUACCGUUUUGCUCGCUUUUGCUAGGAGUAGUAAUGGUGAUUAUCAGACUGUCGUUUCGGUCUGGGAAGCUUUGGAAAGGAAGUUUAACCAAGAUGGUUGGAUGGGACGGAGAGAGGAUGGUAGAUUAAGUAAACUUCGUCGGGUGUUGGGUAUUGGCCGUUCGUCCGAGUCAUAG